This is a messenger RNA of Paramuricea clavata, 2504 nucleotides long. NCBI's taxonomy places the organism in Eukaryota, Metazoa, Cnidaria, Anthozoa, Malacalcyonacea, Plexauridae. The record is from the annotation of a GenBank genome assembly.
AUGGAAAAUGUUCAUUGUUCUCCUGUACAAUAUAUGGCGGUAAAAAAAGCUGAUUAUGGAGAUUUUAAUAUUGGUGGUAGAUUUUAUAUUGGUACAAAUAUUGAUACGAAUUGCAGCAUACUAACCAAUUGUCAGGUGAAAUCUUUUUGUGGUGGCAAGAGAUCCUGUGAACUCACUAUUGACAAUAAUUUACUACCAUCACAAUAUUGUUCUGAUACUUCAAAAGAAAUGUACACCGAGUACAAUUGUGAGGAUAGCAAUAGCUCAACCACUAUAACUACAGGUAAACUGGAUACUCUAAAACGUAUGAACACUUAAUUUACAGCAGCCAGGAUGCAUUAUAGGUUAAUAAAUACAAUAAUCUUCUACUGUAUAACGCAAUGGAAUACAUGCAGUAUACAGGACGUCUUGCAAUGGGCAGGCGAUAGUGUGGUAACCAACGUAGUUGCAAUCGUAAAGGCUACAUAAUAUGGUGCCUAUAAUUAUAGUGAUAGAAAGUUUAUAAGUAAAUAAAAAUGCGGUUAAAACCAGUCGAACUUCAUCCUUAUCGAUUGUCAAUCCAAUAAUGCUGGAUAACUCCCUGCUCAAACCAGUUCGACAUGUAUGACCAGCUAAUAGUGUUGGUUACAACAUUGUCAAAUCCGUUUGAAUAUUAAUAAUGUUUCGUAACGGUGGCUGAUGUUGUUAAAUGGAGAAACAGGUUUGACAUCUUUCUGAACUUUCGUCCAACAUCUUUCGAACAGACCCUAUUGUUCAACCUGUCCUGCCUUGUUAACGAUUGUAUGAAUUCAAGUAUUUAACAGUUUCAAAGUAAUAAAUAUGCUCUUUAAUUCAUUGCUUUCUACUUCAGCGCCCAAUAUUAGAUUAUCACAGUCGCCAAAUGAAGGUUAUAUCGAAAUAAAACAUGGCUCAACUUGGAAGUCUUGGAGACAAGUUGAAGAGAAACAUUGGGGUAAAAUUCGCCAGAAAAUGCUAUGUCGGCAUUUGGGAUUUAAAGAAACGGACGCGAAUGAUAUUAAUUUUCAUGGACUUAUCCUUGCCAUUAUGAUUGUAACAGGGGACUUGAUAUGUUAUAACACACACUCAGGUGAAACAUCCUGUUGUGUUCAUCUUAAACCUUAUGCAACUAAAUUUUUUGUUUCGCUGCCAUAUGCAAGAUGUAAGUAUUGAUGUUUUACAAAUAAUUAGCUACACACGUAGAAGCUAUGUUUUUUACAUCGGUUUGUCUGUCUGUCUGUCUGUCUGUCUGUCUGUCUGUCUGUCUGUCUGUCUGUCUGUCUGUCUGUCUGUCUGUCUGUCUGUCUGUCUGUUUGUCUGUCUGGUUGGUUGGUUGGUUGGUUGGUUGGUUGGUUGGUUGGUUGAUUGUUGGUUGGUUGGUUGCAUGCUGAUUGCGUAUGCGUCGAGUUAAAUAGUUUAAUACGAAAUUUGCGGAAAUAAUGUCCGUUGGCCAAAAAGACAAAUCGAUUAAAUCUUGGUUCAAUUCGCUGAAAAUAUUUCUUGCUUUUUAAUACUGAAUAAACCUGGAAUGAGCAAUUCAUGCUUGACGUGCAAAAGUAUGCAGUUCGGGAGUUCCCUCUAGUUGUACAUGUUUUCAAAUCCUGGUAGCCUUCUACCAACACGAAGGGAAAUCAACAGCAAUUCUUUAUUACUUUUGCUGUAGGCAAGAUAUGCGAUAAUCCAAUACUCCAGGACCUAACUGCCGCAUGGACAGUUUCUGGCAGUGGUUCUCAAAAUUACAGUAGAUCGUUGUUUAAUAGUCUUGGGUGGUGUGCCUCGGGUUCUUCACCAUAUCUUAUGCUGGAUCUUCGGAAAGAAUAUCAUGUAACACGAGUUGUGACUAUGGGCAAUAAAGAUCAAACAAAAUGGAGUGAGUCAUAUUCAUUGAAGUACAGUUAUGAUAAAACUUUGGUGGACGACAGUAGGGCAGUCCAGGUAUUUGAAAUGAUUCUGAAAUUUGCCGGACCAUUAUGGGAAUAAUUUGAUUUCGUUUGCAUUUGAAGGUAAUUCAGACUGACUAUACAGUUGUAACGCGACAAAUGAAUUAGUUUUUCUUCAAUUGUAAAGUCUGUUUAUUGAAAUCCUUACCCGCAAUCUUUAACAUGAUUUGCGGCUUGUGAAAUCUGGAUAAUUUACAGAAGUUUGACAUGCGCAUUGUAUCUGUCUUGUCCUAGCACCAUCUGUCUGGCUCUUCCAGAUUCAUAAGAGAAAGAAGUUUGAAAUACAUUGUAACCGUACUUUUCAACAACGUAAAGUGUUUAUAGUGUACAUUUGUGCAUACGGUAUACUAGAUUGUUGUACAAUAGUUUCUUGGUACAAAAUUAACUUGCUCAAAUCGGGCUUUUUACUAAUAUUUGAAAUGACUUUAAUUAUUUUUUAGAUUAGCGGAAACCAGAAUGGUUACCAAGCGUCCACUACAACCCUCGAUAUCUAUAAUGUGAGAUACAUAAAGAUACAAUCAUCUAGAAGCCAUGACUUCUGUCUUAGAAUAGAACUUUGCGGAAAAG